This is a messenger RNA of Eutrema salsugineum, 828 nucleotides long. RefSeq names its product 40S ribosomal protein S7. Gene Ontology annotation, biological process: ribosomal small subunit biogenesis; translation; rRNA processing. Gene Ontology annotation, cellular component: 90S preribosome; cytosolic small ribosomal subunit; ribosome. Lineage: Eukaryota; Viridiplantae; Streptophyta; Magnoliopsida; Brassicales; Brassicaceae. The coding region runs from base 108 to 683 and encodes 191 amino acids. Gene Ontology annotation, molecular function: structural constituent of ribosome. The transcript has 5 exons. The record is from RefSeq and is a predicted model, not a curated record.
ACCUUUGCUUCACCAGAUUUGUGUUGCCUCUUGAACACGAAGCUCUGAAAGCCGUAAACUUUUCUACCUUCUAGUGUUCUUCGUCGUUGUUAACUGAAACUGCCAAGAUGUUCUCUGCUCAGAACAAGAUCCACAAGGACAAGGGUGUGGCACCAACAGAGUUUGAAGAGCAAGUUGCUCAGGCUUUCUUUGACUUGGAGAACACCAACCAGGAGUUGAAAAGUGACUUGAAAGAUCUGUACAUUAACCAAGCAGUUCACAUGGAUAUUUCUGGCAGCCGCAAGGCUGUUGUGAUUUACGUUCCAUUCAGAUUGAGGAAAGCUUUCCGCAAGAUUCAUCCUCGUCUUGUCAGAGAGCUUGAGAAGAAGUUCAGUGGAAAAGAUGUCAUCUUUGUUGCCACCAGAAGAAUCAUGCGUCCCCCAAAGAAAGGCUCAGCUGUUCAGAGACCACGCAACAGAACUCUCACUUCCGUCCAUGAAGCAAUGCUUGAGGAUGUCGCUUACCCUGCUGAGAUUGUAGGAAAGCGUACCAGAUACCGUGUUGAUGGCACCAAAGUCAUGAAGGUCUAUUUGGAGCCUAAGGAGAGGAACAACACUGAGUACAAGCUCGAGACAAUGAUUGGUGUGUACAGAAAACUUACAGGGAGAGAUGUAGUUUUCGAGUACCCAGUCACAGAAGCUUGAAGAGAUGAACGUUUGUUCGAUUCUUUUUUUGUCGGAUAGCUCUUUUGAUUCUGUUCGCGAGUAAAACUCUUUGGAAAGAUGUUCUUGUUUCAGUAACUUCAGUUCUUCUUUCAAGUUCUAUUUACAAGACCCUUCUCUUCGUCAA